This is a messenger RNA of Ictalurus furcatus (blue catfish), 2600 nucleotides long. RefSeq names its product trichohyalin-like. Bases 1281 to 2273 code for a protein of 330 amino acids. The record is from RefSeq and is a predicted model, not a curated record. Lineage: Eukaryota; Metazoa; Chordata; Actinopteri; Siluriformes; Ictaluridae. The transcript is spliced from 2 exons.
UACAUGGUGUUUGUUACGUGGUGUGUGUUAUGUGGUGUUUGUUAGGUGGUGUGUAUUAUGUGGUAGGUGUUACGUGGUGUGUUUUAUGUGGUAUGUGUUAGGUGGUGUGUGUUAUGUGGUGUGUGUUAGGUGGUGUGUGUUGGGCGUCGUGUGUUAGGUGUUGUGUGUUAGGUGGUGUGUGUUACGUGGUGUAUGUAUUUGGUGGUGUGUGUUACGUGGUGUGUUACAUGGUGUUUGUUAUGUGGUGUUUGUUAGGUGGUGUGUGUUACGUGGUGUGUGUGUUAGGUGGUAUGUUUUAUGUGGUGUUUGUUAGGUGGUGUGUGUUACGUGGUGUGUGUUAGGUGUUUUGUGUUAGGUGGUGUCUGUUACGUGGUGUGUGUUAGGUGGUGUGUGUUACAUGGUGUGUGUUGGGCGUUGUGUGUUACGUGGUGUGUGUUAUGUGGUGUGUGUUACGUGGUGUGUGUGUUAGGUGGUGUGUGUUACGUGAUGUGUGUGUUAGGUGGUGUGUGUUACGUGGUGUGUGUUAUGUGGUGUGUGUUAGGUGGUGUGUGUUAGGUGGUGUGUUACAUGGUGUGUUAGGUGGUGUGUGUUACGUGAUGUGUGUGUUACGUGGUGUGUGUUAUGUGGUGUGUGUUAGGUGGUGUGUGUUACGUGGUGUGUGUUACGUGGUGUGUGUUGCGUUAUGUGUGUUGCGUUAUGUGUGUUAUGUGGUGUGUGUUAGGUGGUGUGUGUGUUAGGUGGUAUGUGUUACGUGGUGUGUGUGUUAGGUGGUGUGUGUUACGUGGUGUGUGUUAUGUGGUGUGUGUUAGGUGGUGUGUGUUAGGUGGUGUGUUACAUGGUGUGUUAGGUGGUUUGUGUUACGUGGUGUGUGUUACGUGGUGUGUGUGUUAGGUGGUGUGUGUUAUGUGGUGUGUGUUAUGUGGUGUGUGUUGCGUUAUGUGUGUUAUGUGGUGUGUGUUAUGUGGUGUGUGUUAGGUGGUGUGCAUUGGUGUAUUGAAGGUUUUGGCAUCUGUAGCAGCCAGAGAACAGAAAUUGAAACUGGCAGCUUUGGCACUGUGGCACAACUGCCUGCCAAACCCAAAACACACUACCACGCCAGUGAGGGAGCCUCAGCUCCCCUACGUUUACCCCCAAACACACACACACACACACACACACACACACACACACCGGCCAGCCAAAUGUCUACUGAAAGGGGUGAUGAGAUGGUAAUAGGCAAUGUAGAGGAAAAGCUCCAUGUUUAAACUGAGAACAAAGCUGGUGUUUACAGGGAGGCAAAAAUGAUCAGAGAGAGGAGAACAAGACAGAUACAGAAGAGAAAGACAGAUACAGAAGAGAGAGACAGAUGCAGAAGAGAAAGACAGAUACAGAAGAGAGAGACAGAUGCAGAAGAGAAAGACAGAUACAGAAGAGAGAGACAGAUGCAGAAGAGAAAGACAGACACAGAAGAGAGAGAGACAGAUACAGAAGAGAGAGAGACAGAUUCAGAAGAGAAAGACAGACACAGAAGAGAGAGACAGAUUCAGAAGAGAAAGACAGACACAGAAGAGAAAGCCAGAUACAGAAGAGAGAGACAGAUGCAGAAGAGAGAGACAGAUGCAGAAGAGAAAGACAGACACAGAAGAGAGAGACAGAUGCAGAAGAGAGAGACAGAUGCAGAAGAGAGAGAGAAACAGAUGCAGAAGAGAAAGACAGACACAGAAGAGAGAGACAGAUUCAGAAGAGAGAAAGACAGAUACAGAAGAGAGAAAGACAGAUACAGAAGAGAGAGACAGAUGCAGAAGAGAGAGAGACAGAUGCAGAAGAGAGAGACAGAUACAGAAGAGAGAGACAGAUACAGAAGAGAGAGACAGAUGCAGAAGAGAAAGACAGACACAGAAGAGAAAGACAGAUACAGAAGAGAGAGAGACAGAUUCAGAAGAGAGAGAGACAGAUUCAGAAGAGAGAGACAGAUGCAGAAGAGAGAGAGAGACAGAUACAGAAGAGAGAAAGACAGAUGCAGAAGAGAGAGACAGAUACAGAAGAGAGAGAGACAGAUGCAGAAGAGAGAGACAGAUGCAGAAGAGAGAGAGAUACAGAAGAGAGAGAGACAGAUGCAGAAGAGAGAGAUACAGAAGAGAGAGAGAGACCGAUGCAGAAGAGAGAGACAGAUGCAGGAGAGAGAGAGAAACAGAUGCAAAAGAGAGAGAGAGACACAGAAGAGAGAGACAGAUGCACACAGACAUGGCCAGAGAUAUUCAGAGUGCCCGAGCUCAAUAAAUGAAAAGAAGUAAAGAGGAAGUUGCUCCAGUGUUCCGUUUCUACCCGUUACACUGUCUGUAGCAGGAACACACACUCGACUAUGUGCACGACUGUCUGGAACGGUAACAUACAGAAGACUAAGACCAUUAUCGAUCGCUACUGACACUUAGUGACUUCUAAUAACUUCCAAUGACAUUUAAUAUGUAGUGACCACUAAUGGCCUCUAAUGUUCACUAAGGACUCUAAUGUCAUCUAAUUACCGCUAAUAACCUCCAAUGACCUCUAAUGACCUCCAGUGACUACUAUUAAGCUCCAAUGACCUCUAAUGUACAUGACACAGUACUGUACACAUGACAAAA